Paramecium tetraurelia is the source of this 1467-nucleotide messenger RNA. RefSeq lists its product as uncharacterized. The transcript is spliced from 8 exons. Gene Ontology annotation, biological process: protein autophosphorylation; intracellular signal transduction; peptidyl-serine phosphorylation. Gene Ontology annotation, cellular component: nucleus; cytoplasm. Lineage: Eukaryota; Ciliophora; Oligohymenophorea; Peniculida; Parameciidae. Gene Ontology annotation, molecular function: calcium/calmodulin-dependent protein kinase activity; calcium ion binding; ATP binding. The record is from RefSeq and is a predicted model, not a curated record.
AUGAAUCAAGAAGACAUAUUUUUAAAAAAGCAGUGGUUCAUUAAGUCUUGUGAGGGGAAGAUUGAAUAAUAUUAUGAUAUUAACCUCAAGAAGGUGAUUGGGUCUGGAACGUAUGGAAGCGUUGUAAAGGCGGUAUUAAAGGGCACGAAACAAUAACGUGCAGUUAAGGUGAUUCCAAAGAGCAAGGUGAAGAAUCCAGAGCGAUUCAAAAGGGAAAUCGAUAUUCUCAGAGCCAUGGACCAUCCCAACAUCAUAAAAUUGUAUGAAACUUAUGAAGAUCAGAGAAAUGUAUAUUUAGUGACAGAGUUAUGUGAGGGUGGUGAAUUAUUCGACAGGAUUAUGGAUAAAGGGUAUUUUAAUGAGGCUGAAGCUCAUGCUAUAUUUCUGCAAAUAAUACAAGCUUUAAAUUAUUGCCAUUCAAAUGGUAUCUGUCAUCGAGACUUGAAACCUGAGAACUUUUUAUUCCUGACCAAAGCAGACGACUCUCCACUCAAGGUUAUUGAUUUUGGGUUAAGUAUUUUAUUUGAAGAUGGCCAAACAAAACCUGGGGCUUAGAAAGUAUCAAUGAAGACCAAGGCAGGAACUCCAUAUUACAUAUCACCUGAAGUUCUGAAGGGUAAUUAUGAUGAAUUGUGUGACAUCUGGUCGGCUGGUGUGAUAUUAUAUAUUUUAUUAUCUGGUGUCCCUCCAUUUUAUGGGGAUACCGAUCCAGAGAUCUUAGAAUCUGUUUAAAAGGGAGUUUAUACAACAGAUAUUCCAGAAUUUAAAUUUGUUAGUGACGGUGCAAAAGAUUUGAUUGCAAAUAUGAUCACAACCCCCGACAAAAGAUUCAAGGCCUCACAAGUGUUGCAACAUAAAUGGAUGAAGGAGAAGAACAAGCCAAACAAAGAAUUGAAAUUAAAUUACGGAGCAUUAAAAAAUUUCACUGGAAGCAACAAGUUGAAGAAAGUAGCUUUGACAUUUAUUGCUUCAUAAUUAAAUGAAUAGGAAAUUUCUCACUUGGGAAAAUUGUUUAAACAACUAGAUAAAAAUGGGGAUGGAGUCUUGACCAUUGAAGAAAUCAGAGAAGGUUUGACAGGGAUGAGUGACGAUUAAUCAAAGGAAUUGGCAAACAUUAUCAAAAGCAUUGACACUGAUGGAAAUGGCAAUAUCAAUUACACAGAAUUCUUGGCUGCUACUAUGGAGAAAUAGUUGUAUAUGAAGGAGGAGAAAUUAUAUCAGGCCUUUAAGAUGUUGGAUUUGGAUGGGAGUGGCAAGAUCGAUAAAAAAGAAUUGCAAUAAGUUCUUGGAAAGGCCGAAAAGAUAAUAAAUGAGAAGUAUUGGGAUGAUAUGAUUAAAGAGGCUGAUAAAAAUGGAGAUGGAGAAAUUGAUUACAACGAAUUCAUUGAAAUGAUGGAUAGAUUCAGUUUAAUGAAUUGACAAACAUAUUAUAAUAUGCAUCAAACAAAUAUUAUUAAUACAAUUAAA